Phasianus colchicus (ring-necked pheasant) is the source of this 4824-nucleotide messenger RNA. RefSeq names its product BTB domain containing 9 (gene BTBD9). NCBI's taxonomy places the organism in Eukaryota, Metazoa, Chordata, Aves, Galliformes, Phasianidae. Gene Ontology annotation, cellular component: cytoplasm. Gene Ontology annotation, molecular function: protein binding. Gene Ontology annotation, biological process: adult locomotory behavior; circadian behavior; modulation of chemical synaptic transmission. The record is from RefSeq and is a predicted model, not a curated record.
GUGCAGCUGUGCCACUGCCUCACCGCGAUGUGCGGACAUACAAGCUGAUUUGCAGCAGCCUGGCAGGCACAAGUUGAGCAGCGUGUACGCAGAAUUACGGCAGAAGAGAACGAGGGGAAUGUGAGCAGCACUUCCUAUUUUAGGGGCUCUGUCGGAACGAAGACCCGGUUCCUGAGGCACGCCGUACUCCGCCCGCCCUCCAUAGACCCGGCCCGCUGCGUAACGUCAGCACGCAGGAGGACGGCGGCUGUUGCUGAUGGCGUCAUCACGGCGGCUGACGUUACGGCGGCGCCGGGUUGAGAAGGUUGGAGGCCCGCUCGUCGUCGAGGCUGGAAUAUGGUACAGUUGCUACUAUGCAGCUGGAUGUUGCUGACUGAUGUUUCUAUGAGCUUGCUGUUCCACCUGUCAGUUGUUCAGAAUGGCAAAAAACCCUAAUUUUCAGGAAGUUGGUCACCUGCCCACAGGCUACGUCCAUUGUAGACCUUCAGAGAGCUUUACUGGCUAUCAAUAUCACCAUCCUUCCAAGAUGAGUAACAGCCAUCCGCUUCGUCCUUACACAGCUGUUGGUGAGAUUGACCAUGUUCACAUUCUGUCAGAGCAUAUUGGUGCUCUGAUGAAUGGGGAAGAAUACAGUGAUGUUACCUUCAUCGUGGAAAAGAAACGUUUUCCAGCACACAGAGUGAUCCUGGCUGCGAGGUGCCAUUAUUUCAGAGCAUUACUGUAUGGUGGAAUGAGAGAAUCUCAGCCUGAAGCAGAAAUUCCUCUUCAGGACACAACUGCAGAAGCUUUUACCAUGCUGAUGAAAUAUAUUUACACUGGUCGUGCCACACUACGAGAUGAGAAGGAGGAGGUCCUCCUAGACUUCCUAAGCCUGGCACAUAAGUAUGGAUUUCCAGAACUGGAGGAUUCCACAUCUGAUUAUCUUUGCACCAUACUUAAUAUUCAGAAUGUUUGUAUGACAUUUGACGUUGCCAGUCUUUAUUCCCUUCCCAAAUUAACUUGUAUGUGCUGUAUGUUCAUGGAUAGAAAUGCUCAGGAGGUACUCUCCAGUGAAGGCUUCUUGUCACUUUCUAAGGCUGCUCUUCUAAGUAUCGUACUGAGGGACUCUUUUGCAGCUCCUGAGAAGGACAUUUUUCAAGCCUUGAUGAAUUGGUGUAAACAUAACCCUAAGGAAAACCACGCUGAAAUCAUGCAAGCAGUGCGUUUGCCACUAAUGAGUCUAACAGAACUGCUGAAUGUUGUAAGACCUUCCGGGUUGUUGUCACCUGAUGCCAUCCUAGACGCCAUUAAGAUUCGUUCUGAGAGUCGGGACAUGGAUCUCAACUACAGGGGCAUGUUAAUACCAGGGGAAAAUAUUGCAACAAUGAAGUAUGGAGCCCAGGUUGUAAAAGGGGAACUCAAGUCUGCUUUAUUAGAUGGGGAUACUCAAAACUAUGACUUGGAUCAUGGCUUCUCUCGACACCCAAUUGAUGAUGACUGCCGUUCUGGUAUCGAAAUCAAACUAGGCCAACCAUCAAUAAUCAACCACAUACGAAUUCUCCUUUGGGACAGAGACAGUAGGUCUUACUCCUACUACAUUGAGGUGUCUAUGGAUGAAUUAGACUGGAUUCGAGUUAUUGAUCACUCUAAAUACCUCUGUCGGUCCUGGCAGAACCUGUAUUUUCCUGCCCGAGUUUGCAGGUACAUUCGCAUCGUUGGAACCCACAACACAGUGAACAAAGUUUUCCAUAUUGUGGCAUUUGAAUGCAUGUUUACCAACAAAACCUUUGCUCUGGAGAAGGGUCUGAUAGUUCCUGCUGAAAACGUUGCAACAAUUGCAGAUUGUGCCAGUGUGAUUGAGGGUGUCAGUAGAAGUCGCAAUGCCUUGUUGAAUGGAGACACAAAAAACUAUGAUUGGGAUUCUGGGUACACGUGCCAUCAGCUUGGGAGUGGAGCUAUUGUAGUACAACUAGCACAGCCCUACAUGAUUGGCUCUAUACGGUUACUGCUUUGGGACUGUGAUGAUCGAAGCUACAGCUACUACAUAGAGGUCUCAACAAAUCAGCAGCAAUGGACCAUGGUGGCUGAUCGCACAAAAAUUUCCUGCAAGUCCUGGCAAACAAUCACUUUUGAUAAACAGCCUGCAUCUUUUAUCAGAAUAGUUGGAACUCAGAACACAGCUAAUGAGGUGUUUCACUGUGUGCAUUUUGAAUGCCCUGCACAAAGUGGUACCCACAAGGAUGAGGGUUGUAAGGAAGUAGCAACGACAGAGUUGGGGACUGGUGAACAACAGCUUGUUUCUCGUCCUGUUCGAGCUGCAAGCGCUAGUUCUUUGCAUUCCUCUCCUGGAUCCACCUUGCGUUCGCAUCCUCACCAACCAUAAAGGAGAUUGAAAGGGAGCUUUUGCUGCCCCACUGACAUUAUAUAAAAUUAUUCAGAACCUUCUUGUGCUGGCACCUUUUCUUUCUUCUUCACUGUGAAGAAAGGGGACCAUGUCUUGAAAUGCUGAAAUGGCAAAGGCUUUUCCCAAGGACAUGAAGAGACUGCUUCACUCUUCUCAAUUUGUUCAAAUUAGGCUGGUCUCCAAAGGGGGAGAAAAUAGGUCUUCAAUCUUCAUCAAGUACCCCAUUAACACCCUACCUCUCUAAUCUAACCAAGGCAAGGAGAACAGAAGAAAAUAAAAGGCAGAGCUACAAUGAAAAUCUAAGAUGACUUGAGCAGAAUGGAAGGCAUAUGAAAUAACUAUUUGUUCCCUGAAGGCUUCCAUUAGCGAAGAAAAUGUUUAUGGAACACAUCAGUACAGAAUAUGUGUUAUUUUUGAAAGUUAUUCUUCAUUCAUAUUCCUUUGUAACUAGUAAUCUCUUUUAAAAAUUGUUUUAACUCUGCAUCCUGCUUUCUCUCUUAUUUUUGGCUGCAGCAAAUGCUGUGCAGUAGAUUAAGGAAAUAUCAAACAUGUUUACCUGCUGAGAUGCAAAUUCCCUCAUUCAUCAGUGGGAUGUCAAGAAAAGCCUUUAUGAUAUCAACAAACUAAUUAAUGGAUGCUGUAUUAAUCUUGACCCGAGUUGGCUUAUUUGAAGCACAGAAUUGUCAUUUCUUAUAGUCAAAAGGAAAAUUUUGAAAUCAAACUUCUAUCUUGAGAAAAGCUUAUUUUUCACUCAUGAAGGUGAUAACUUAAAUUUUACUCAUAUUUCUAAGACAACUUGCAACAGAUCAUCAAAAAUUUUUUGUCUAGAAAGUGAAAAUUCAUCUGGUCACUGACAAGCAGUUGUUCAGAAUACAAAAGAAAGAAUAUACAGAAAGCUAUUUUUAUCCAAGAAAUUAUGCUUUACAGCCUGGAUCUAAAAAAUUAAGGGUCACACAAACUUUCUCAGUCUUCAUAGUGUUAUGCAUUUACACUGUAUUGUAAGGGAUCUGGCUCUCGUUUUACAUCACAGAAUUAAUUAUCCAUCAUGUCUGGAUUAAAUUGCUUAUUACUUCACUUACUCUAUGUAUUUACACAUUAAUGAGAAUGCAACCUUUUGCUUUCCAGAUCCAGAUGACUUAGGAAGAGCUCCUUGCUGGUCUUUCAGUAUGUGAAGAAGUGUUUUUGUAUUAUGACAAACACUGAUGUAAUUGGCAAAAUUGAUUAGGAGGAUUGUUAUUCCUCUCAAAGCAUAUGCUGGAAAUGUCAGCCAUCCAGUUUUAUGAACAUGGAAUUUCCUGUGGUGACAAAUAGCCUUGUCAGAAGAAAACAAAACUAGUAUAGGAUAAAUAUGGUUUUCCUUUGCAUUACCAUAGUGAUAAAAUGAGCUACAUAUCAAUAUAGCAAAUAGAAUGCUAAUUUAUCACAAUACGUAAUUUGAAAGAAUUUCCCUGCUGUGUGCUGGUUGUGCUUAAAACUGGAAGAAAUACAACAAAUGGAAGCAAUGAAUCAGUAGAAACUUCAUAGGAGAAAUGCUUUCUCUUUGUUGUUUCCAAUAAAAUUCACCAAGCUUCAUCAAGAAUAUUACAGUAUUUUUCAUUGCCAAAUUACUUCUGAGUACUGACAUUUGCAUGCUGUCCCAUCCCUUCUCACUGUUGUCAUCUGUCUUGUGAUGUCUGUCAGUGAAGAUGCAUGCAACUUCAUUAUCUAUCAUUUUUAAUACAUGCCAUGGCUGCCUCGUGCAGCCUUGAGUUUGGAGGCAGGAUCUUGCUUAUGAGCCAGCGCCCAGUCUUGGUUGCCAAUUAUCUUAUGGCUUAGAAGCCUUUGGAGCAUGAAAGAAUUGAGACUAGCUACUGGGGAUGCAAUUGUUUUGUGUAAGUAUAGGUCCAAAAAGUUGGAUUUUUUUUUUUUCUUUGAAAAGUGAAAACAAAAAGAUCUAUUCUAGUUGUAGUCUAUGCCAGAACUUACUGAGAUGAAUGGAGCAUGUCUUGUCUUUGAUAGUUAAGACCUUUCGUGUCAGUGAUGAUAUUUCUCUGCAGUUUGAUCAAACAAAUGUACUUUUUCAAGUUGUGGACAUGCAAGGGGUGUAACCUAGCUGUUAGUCACUGUUAUAGAAAAUAUUUAAUUUAAAAAAAAGAAAAAAAGAACAAGAACAAGAAGUUUGUGCCAGAUGUUCUGAGUUUAGGUGCUCAGAGAAAGAACAGGAUUUUCAGUUUGUAAUCUUUGAUGUGCACAAUUAAUUUUUUGGAUACUAAUAAGCCUUACAGACCAUAUGCAAUUGCAGAUUCUUUUUGAACUUGCUCUAUGACUCACUGUUGAAGAAAAAGGUCUAUUUAUUUCCCAUGACAUUAGUGCUCUGCCAAGAAUCUGAAUGAAAAGAUAAGAGAGAAUCUCAAAGCAAAAAGAAUCAGGUUCUAUAGAAAUUCCAAUUCCCACCCCCCCCC